Helicoverpa zea (corn earworm) is the source of this 1416-nucleotide messenger RNA. Its product is annotated as E3 ubiquitin-protein ligase MARCHF1-like. The record is from RefSeq and is a predicted model, not a curated record. The transcript is spliced from 5 exons. Gene Ontology annotation, molecular function: ubiquitin-protein transferase activity; zinc ion binding. Gene Ontology annotation, biological process: protein ubiquitination. NCBI's taxonomy places the organism in Eukaryota, Metazoa, Arthropoda, Insecta, Lepidoptera, Noctuidae. Bases 50 to 1339 code for a protein of 429 amino acids.
AUUUUAACUAUAUUUUCUUUAAAAUAAUACAAAUGGUACCUAAGUAUUGAUGGAUAAAGACGAAAAAAAUAAAAUAACAGAUGGAGAUAAAACUACGACGAACGAAGUGAAACCGAAUGAUGAUAGGAAUCAAAGAUCAAAUACAAACGAAGAUGCUGGACCAUCGGGAGCAGUGAAUCUGCCAGGAGCCGUACACCAUGCUAAGAACAUACCUCCGAAACCUGGCAUCUCUAAAUCAGAACAUAGCAUGAGGCACAUUAUAACAAGUAAAGAUGUCACAAACGCACUAAAAUCUCUAAGCUUCGGUGCUCCAGGGCAAGUAGUCAAAAACCUGAAUCUUAAAGAACUAAACAUCCCUAUUCUUGACAAAGAUGAAACAUCAGAAAGAGAUGAAUCAACUACUUUGAUAGAUCUAAAGAAAUUCAUGGCAUCCUGUUUCAAAUUCAACAAAGAAGCCCCGAGCGCUAUAGUGUUGUCUGAAAUCCCGAACGUGCAAAACGUUCAUCCAGUGAUAACUCCUGUUACUGCAGUAAUACCACCACCAGACCCGCCAGAAAUAGCGAACCCUAGUUACACGACUGUACAAACUGAAUGUGUAUCAAUAAACACUAAUGAAGUGAUUAUAACUAAUGCUAUUGAACCUAAGAUAUCGAAAUCUGAUAAAAAGAAGACUUCGGGAAGCCUUUCUGAGAAAUCGGACUUGGGUAUCACGGCAAGAGAUUCGCUCUCAAGUAUUGGGUCCAAUGUUUGCCGAAUAUGUAUGACGAGAGGACGUGAAAGGUUAAUAUCUCCGUGCAACUGCAAGGGUUCCCUGGCGAACGUCCACCUGAGCUGCUUGGAGCGGUGGCUCAACCAAGUGGGGAGGAACCAUUGUGAGUUAUGCGGGUUCAGCUACCCUGCGAUCCGCACGCCGAGAUACACGGUUCUACAGGCGCUUCGGCUGUGGUUUGGCAAUCCUAGAAACAGGAGCCAUUUGCAGUCGGAUUGUCUGAUAUUCUGGCUGCUAUCGACCGUGACGGCUGGCCUCCUGGCUGUAUGCAUCGUCGGAACUCAAUACUUUGUGAUUGAGGGAACCAAUUUUGGUAAGCUCGACGCAAGCGCUCGAAAAGAGGAAGUUACUAUCUUUCCAGGUAUAUCCCACCGGAUUACAGAGACUGCCAUGGACUUCUUCAUGGCAAUCGUCCUCUGCGGGUACUCUGUCACCGUCUACCUUCUCUGGAAGGACCAUUACGUCAUGUGGAAUAGAUGGAGACGAGCUAACGUCAACGUCAGACUGCUUCUGACGCCGGACUCGCAUCCAGUACCAUUUGUACCAAGAGCUAGGUAUAAUGUCGUUUAAUUUCUUUAUCGUCGUCUUAUAUUUAGCAAGUUUGUGUGAUCAGUAUUAAAUAUUAUAUGGGAUGAUUCUUAGUUUCA